AUGGUUUCAUACGGCUCGUCGCUUUCGUCAUGGGUCUACCUUGCGGACUGGAUCUUGGCGCUUAUUUUGGGGCUUGCGUUCGUGUUCUGGUUCCCCAGGUUGGUGGGGUUUGUCAUUACCCAGCUUCUACGACUCUUGGUUUGGCGCCGUUAUAAGAUCAGAAUCUCGCUAGAUGCGUUUCGAAUCUCACCCUUGGGAGGCAGAGUGACGGCGAGGAACAUUGUGAUUAUGAAUCACGACUAUACCGUGUCGAUACUACGGCUUAACUUGACAUGGAGGUACUGGUUGUUUAGACCUACAAGGGUCCUGGAGUUUUUCUUGCCUCGGGAUCCUGAUCUGGCCGAGGAGAAUGAAGGCGUAACGUCGACGCAGAACGCUAAGCUUGCUAGCAGCUUGCAGCUUCUCUUGGAGGGCUUGGAGGUGUUCAUGUAUAACCGUUCCUUUGCGUAUGACAAUAUCGUGGAAAAGUUGGAGAAGGAGGUGCCAGGGCCACAGAAGGAGGCUGUUAGGACUCACUUUGAGUCGACUUCGUCGUCGGCCACUUCUCCUAAGGAAUCUUCAGAGGCGCCUUCGUCUGAAAGUGACGCUACUAGCAAAGCAGGCUCCAACUCGGUGGGCUUUUUGCUCCAUAUGCUACCUAUAUCCGUUAGAAUCAAGAAAGGUGCUUAUGUUAUGGGUAAUUCAACGACGCCGACUAUCCUUGUGGCUUCGUUUAAAUCUGCCAUUGGCUUAAUUGACUACCACAGCGCUGGUUCCAUCUUCGACAGGUAUAGGACUGUCUACGACCUUAAUAUGGAGAAGUUCCAGGUCUCCAUGAAACCUAAUAUUUCCUAUGACCCUCUGCGGUACUCUUCCGAAGCUUUUGCCAACCGUGGAGGUGUCAAAACUAGACCUAUGCUUUCGCUCCUGAGAUUCAAAAGCGUUUUUAGAAAGCUACUGCUUCGCAGGCUUCUUCGAAAGCAAAAACCAGACCUUAAUGAGGAAUGGCGGGGUCUUCGGCGGUACAUUGACGAUUUCCAGGACGAACGGUUGAUGAAUUUGGCUACCAUCGAGGAGUACGCCAAAUACAGUGUCCUCUUGGAUUCUGUAUCUACCCAGAUGAUCUAUUACUAUGAUGUGCCCGGCCCUACCACCCCAGAAUCACUUCAAAAGAACCCUCCUAAGUUUGGCGUGGAUUUGAUCUUAUCCAUGGCCACCCUUCACUAUGGUCCCUGGGCCGAAAGGCAACGUGGACCUCUUCAUGCAUUAUUUUUCCCACCAUUAUGCCGUGACAGUACACCUUCUCCUACAAGGGAGCCAUGGGGCUGCUUGCGUACUUACGACGGUUUUGAUUUCAGCAUCACUGUGAAAGAUGAGCUUAUCAUACGUACUCCAACUAGGGAGUUGAGUAAGGAUAGAGAGGAAUUGGCUCAUUAUACUUCUUCUAAAGGUAACCAAAAAAUCACCAGGCCCUUCGGCUGGAUUGAGCUUAAGGUUGGUGGCACCUCCAAGAUCACUUCUUUCAAUUCUUACAAAGCGUUUGAAGAUGGCUGGCCCAACAGAUUGAACUGCUUUUUCUCCCGACCAGAGAUGCGCUCAUCAGUUAAUCACGAUGUUUUCUUCAUUGCUGACGAACAUACUAUAGACUGUGACUUUAGCUUCCCUCUCAAGUGGAAUGGAAAGACCAUGUGGACGUUCGACAACAAGAGUAAGAAUGCUCAGUUAUUCUUCUUGAGGGAUCACGCUUUCUUGUUCACCGACUUGAUAUCCGACUUUGGUUCCGGUACACCUGCUCCAUAUGAACAGUUCAAGGCAUUCGAUUAUAUUUUCAACUGGGAUAUCGAGGAGUACCGGUUACAUUUCAACGUGAACGAUCACAACAUUAUCAACAAUGCAUUGGAUCUCAACAACAACAAGUACAUUUGCUUCCAUGGUGGAAAUCUUGGGAUUCACUCAACUAUCCCGCUUUUGGGAAACUUUUCUAAGAGCACCACUAUCGACUUCAGAUUAUUUACAGAUUCUUUAAAUCUUUCUCUUGAAGUACCUCCUUGGCAUACGGCUAGCUCGUUUCUCAAGGGCAACAACAAGAUGGGUCAAACUGAUAACUUCGAAGUGACCGGAAGCUAUACCUUUUACCGCAACAUCGAGAUCAACUACAGCAGUUAUGCGUCUAUCAAUGCAAUUGGCGAUAAUAUCACGCUUCUGUUCUUUGGAUAUUUCAUAAGAUACCUCUUUACGUUUCGUGAGAACUACAUGGGUGACUUCAAGCACUUUAAGACUUUCGAAGAAUACACUCACGGGGCGAACUUGGGCUAUCAGGAUGAUUCUGCUGCAUCGCUUAGGUCCAUGGCAAGUAAUGAAGGCUCAGUGAAGGAGAAGGAAGAAGAAGGUGACCCAGCAUACUGGAAUGAACUCAAGACUGAAAACGAUCUUAACGUCGAAUUCACUUUCAAGGCUAGAAAUGGUCUCAUUCUCUUGCCAUGCAAUACCUACGAUCAUGUUAGUAACGUUGGAUUAACUUUCGAUUAUCUUGAUGUCGACAUUCAUUUGUGCCAUUUCUAUAUGGAUCUUCAGGCGGACUUUAGUCCUGUUACAGGCUACCAUCUCACAAAUGAAACACCUGGAAACUAUCAUGGUUUAAUCUACAACCUUGACGAGUAUAAGAGGGUUGGUGAAGCGAAAGGAUGCGACAUAAUCAUUGACAACUUCCAAGUCCAUACCCAUAGAAUGCUUGGUCUCGCUCCUAGUCUUCUUACUUAUCACUGUAAGUGGGAUUUCUCAUGUGCUUCGUUCAUUUUUGACACUCAUCCAUCAUGCUUAGCUGGAAUCAAGCUGUUCUUUGUUAAUUUUAUUUCUGGCUUCAAGGACUUGGAAAAUACGUUCAUUUAUGAGAUUCCGUUGGUGUUUGACAUGGCUAAUUUCACGUUUAGGUGUGACGAAAUUAUAGUGAAGCUUGAUACUGGUGUUCCUGAUACUAUCUUCAAAGUUGGCCUUGAUGACGUCCUCAUUGCUUUCACCGAUAGAGCGAACGAGCGGUAUAGUUCUAAAAUCUGUGUUUCGAUGCCCAAGAUCACGGCAGAAGUUUCGAGUCCAAAGACAGAAUACCAAUUUUACCUCGUGACUUCCUUGAUGCUUACUGACAUCUGCCUUAAAGCUUGGCCAAAUGACUUUAGAAGGAACCAACAGGCCUGGGCCCGAAGGAAUGAUGCACCUACCCACAGAAUACCUUAUUUGAUUAACGAGGAGACGAAAGAUGCUGUUUACGACAACGCUUAUGGAUGUCUUCCUACAAGUGUUAGUCUUCCUCAUGGGUCGAUUCCACUUACCGACGAUUUCUAUCUUGUAAGAGAAACAAGGGGUUAUGAUGAUGACUUGCCAUCUGUCGAUUCGCAGGGCUCCCUCUGUGGGUAUGAAUCAAAUGACAGAAUUGAGCCAACGACAGAUUAUCACGAAGAGGACUUUGCACCUCAAACAGAGCAGGAACCGGGACACAAGACUGAUACUUUUGUUUUAGAGUUCGAAACCAUCGACGGUUUCUUUAGUCCUCCAGCUCUUGCAGCAUUCCAAGGGUUGGCUGAAGGCUUCGACAUCCCGGAUAUCGAGCUUUUGCUAGACGUUUUGCAGGCCAAGACAGUGAAAGAUAUCAAGAUGUUUAUUACUCCCUUGAGUAUGUGUGAUAAUGUUCGGUUUGUUGCGCCUGAGAUCAACUUCAGAAUUACCGAGCAGCCUGUCUUUUCUCCAAGUGAUGUUUUAUGUCACUCUCCAAAGAUUCCUGUGAUUACUCUCAAUAUCGAGGAGCCAUCUAUUGCAUUCACCAAGCUUACCACUAGAAUCAGGGAGACACAUAAAAUACGCACAGAGGAGCCUUUAGCCAUGGCGGUUCACAUGAAGAAUAUCUAUUGUUUCGUUCGUGACCCUCAGUCAUUCUCUCCUUCUGCAAGCUUCACAAUCGAGGAUGUCGAAGCAUGGCUAUCGAAGGAUUUCAUCGAGGGACUCACAUCUUCAGUACUGUUCCAGGAUAUGAAGUUAUCGCUUGUCCAAGCAGACAUUCCAUGGCUCUUUUCUUUCGCCACCAAAAUGGCUGAAGGUUUCGAGGCAGCUAAGCAUCCUUCUCUGAAAGACUCCACACCAAUCAGUGUUCAAAAACUCAUGUAUUUGAUCGCUAAUGUUGCAAAAACUUCCGGCUUGGAGCACGAUCCAACUGUUCUUACCAAACCUUCGAGUAUUCUUCGUUCGUGUGAUGAGCAUGUCAGGUUUUAUGAAGGCUGGAAGUUGGUGACAAAGUUUAGAAGUAUUGUGGAUAGGUUGCCCCAUGAAGAGUACGUUCGUUUGAGUAACUCGUUGAAGGAUCCCGAGUGGAAGGUUCCUGACAAUGCCAGAGAUGAGAUUGCCACCGUUUUCAGUACAUGGAGAAGUUGGGAGCAGCUUGAAGCUCGGAGGAAUAACUUUCUCUCCCAAUUCUUCCCAGAUAAGCUGGAAGAACCUGAAAAGCCUCUGAAGGUUCACUUUGAGACCUCCAAGUUGGAGAUUGAGAUCAUUGAACCACAAGGAGCACGCGAUAACUUCCUUAUACAAUCUGCGAGGGUCAUCUUUCAUAAGUUUCCAACACCUGGUGGGGCUCCAAAGACAGUGGUUUUAUUUGAUAUGGAUGCCAUUGAUGGUUCCUUCUCAAAGAUUUGUUUAGAGACGGUGAAGACGUUGAGUGUUGUCAUUGGAGACAAUCUCAAGUGCAAAGACCAAGAGCAGGAAAGUCACGAUGCUGCAAGCAAAUCUCCAGCGGAACAGACGACCAUAUCAACCGCUCGAGCUUCAGACGAGAAUCCGCUUUUCUUCUUGUUUGUCUCUUUGAAGCUUGCUCACAUAAAGUUCGCUUUACCUAAUACCUUCUUCCAAUUUAGUACUUAUGAGAACUUCAAUGGCUUCCAGAAAAUGGGCACUAGUUUGUGUUUGGCUUCAAGUGCUAGGGAGUACAGUUUGGUCUUCGGACGGGAUGAGAUGCAUCAUCUUGAUUUCACGUUUAACGACGCCAACCUACUGGUAGCUCACGCAGGAAGCUUGUCAAGUAAGAUACAUCAAUUGGAUUUCAAGUUAGAGAACUGCGAUAUUAAGGUUCUUGAUUGUGAGGGCGAGUUGCUUGAAACGAUACGAUUAUUCUUGGAGGAGGAUUUGAAGUUGGUGAAGGAGCAGUUUAAGUCUGAAAGUGAACCUAAAACUGAGGUAGCGAAGCCAUCUAAGCCAUUUAGCCUUUCGCUGUUACCAGACUUCCACGCCAACUUUGAGUUUAACCAUAUUGCCUUUGACAUCCAGGUAUUAUGUCCCUUGUUACUACAGAUUACCAUCUUGAAGGACAAGACUUCGUUAAGGCAUCAAAAUGGAACUGUGAGCUUUUUAUCCAACUAUCAGAAAUUCUUGUUUGACCUUAAGAUGAAUGAUUUCCCCCUUUUGAGAGUUGAGGAUACCCAUUUGCAGACUUCACAGAAGCUCACCCAGCUCGGUGAUUUAUGGGCAAUUGAUAGUAAUUUGAAUCUUGGCUACGUUAAGUUCACUAACUUGAACGUUACUAACUCGCUUCAUGAGGUGUUGAAGAACUGGACGCCACUUAAUGAGAGGAUAUCAAACAUCAAGCUGCUUGUCCCGGCUGAGCCUAAAAAGCCGCCGUCAAAGCCUCUGCCUACUAAGUCGGAUCCCUUCGAUAAGCUUGCCCUCAGGUUGAACCUCAAACAAGAGAACUUGACCAUAUCUACUUUCAAAGAACAGUGCAGGUACACCUUGGACUUUGAGGGAGUGUCGUGGUCAGCUUCCAAUGUCCAUAAGAGCGCCAACGGACUCGUAAGUCGGUGUCUUCUCUUUGGCGACUUCUCGAUACCUGUUAUGCGAAUUAGUGUCUUGGAUCCAACUAUUCCAGUUGGAUUGUCCAACAUGCUUGACUUGAAUAUCACGGCAAAGAUCUUGAAUGAUAAUCCUGAAGAUGAAGCAUCCGACCAUACCCGGUCACUCCAAAUUGAAUCUGAGCAUAUCAGAAUCUGUCUCAGUCCGUUGGUGCUUUUCAAGAUUGUGGACUUGGCAGAUCUGGCCACUAGGGUUUAUGGAAGCUACGACCUCAGCCUGCCAACGGUUCCUCAAAUUGAAGCUGAAGAAUCGGAUGGCAGUCCAGAGCCACAGCCUGAAGCGCCUGGAGAAAAGCAGUCUCGUCUUAAGUUCUCGUCAGUUCAUGUUUUGUUUUAUAACUUCUGUCUCGGUUGGCUUUUUGGGUCUACGCAUAAGGAUUACCCAGGUUUGAUCUUGGGUGCCGAAAGAAUCUUUGCUGUUACGAAGCAUGAAUUAGGAAAGCUAAGCUUGAUGGAAGGAUAUCUCUCGGCUGCAAAUGGCAACACUAGCUCGAGUUUCUACAGUAUACUGUCGGAGCUUAAUAGUUUGAACCGUGCGUUCAUGCCUAAAAUGCAAUUCAACUAUUGUAUUACGGAUGAUAACGAGCUUUGGGUUGAUCUUAAAGGUGAUGAACUCGAUGUACGUUUCAUGUCGAAUUCCUUGGUCAUGGUGGAGAGAACGGUUAAGUCAGGAUCAGAGGUCCAGGAAUUCUUCCAAGGUCGUUCGAGAUCUUUGCAACGCAGAAGAUCUUAUAAGGAGCAGAUUCCUCAGAAGCCGAAGAAGAAGUCAACUACACCUUUCAAGUCGCCUUUCUCAUCCGUGCAAACCAACAUAUCGUUUGCUGGAUCAAGAGUUCUUUUCUAUCGUUUACAGGAAGAGAACUUGCUGGAUGUUCCUCCAUCUCUUUCCUUGCAAUCACCAUCCGUCAACCUUGCUGUCUACUAUAAGCACUUGAAGGAGAGAAAGACUAAGAGGCAUAAUGUCAGGUUUGAGAUUCUCAUGAAGCUGUCGGACAACACAGUAUACUCUUCAUGUGUACCUGUGAUCAUGGACUUUAUUGAAGCGUCGAAACUGAUGCUUAGAAAUAGCAAGCAGGAAGAACCAGAGAAUGAAGUUUCUGAUGAAAUGCCGGCACCGCAAUGCAAUGAAGCUGGCUCCAAUAUUGGAAAUAUCUUGCAAGAUAUUGACUUCCAUGUGGGUAUCAUCAUCGAAAAGCAACGUUUAUCUCUCAGUUGUGAACCCACAGCAAAGGUCGCUGCAGUUGUUGAAUUUGAAGGAGCGUCUGUACUGGCUGCCAACAACAUUAAUGAUGCAGCUACCAUCGAUGCCAUGGCACGUUUGGACUCCAUUGGAGCUUCUUUGCAGCAUAUUUAUUCUGACGAGAGAAGUGGUUUUAUUGGUAUCAAGAGUAUCAUGGUCUCUAAUUCCAUCACCUUUGACGAGACAGUGAACGUUGUUUCUUCAGGUUCGAUUUCUGAUGUCACAGCUUACGUCAAGAUGAAACAAUACCAGGAUGUUGAUUUGUUCAGGGACAUCUGGUAUCCUAAGAGAUACCACAACACCAAGAGGCAACCACCUUCGAAGUUGACAACAAAGAGAUCACAAUCCAAGAUGAGAGAAGUGUCUUCAACGUACGCGAUUCCAUUUUCACUUACGUAUAUCCUAUCAAAUGUUGAUGUCGAAGUUGAUUUUGGUGUUGCAUUGGGUGUGGUGAUGCUUAACGUGGACAAGGGAUGGGUGGUGUCCAGAAAGACUUCAGAUUGGUUUUACGAUAUGAACUUUGGCUUACACGAAAUGCAUGUUGGAUCCCGUGGUCGUUUGGGCGGAUACGUGAAGUUAGAGAAGGCCAACGUUCGUUCAAGCAUUGAAUGGAGAAUGAAGGAGCUUCCAUUCCUUGACGUUCCAUUGGUCAAGUUCUCUGGUGGAUUUGAAAACUUCACCUUCAAGCUCGCCUUUGACCAGCAUCUCUUUGCAGUUGGAAACCUCGAGAAGUGGCGUAUUGAAGUCUACAACAGGAAGAAUGGUAUCAACAUUCUGAAGGACCAUUUGUAUGUGAUGAUCCAGUACAGGGCCACAGAAAUCUUCCUCACGUCGCUUGCAGCAUCUGAUUUCCACGAUAUUUUCAGCACGAUGUCUAGAAUGAUGGAUGAGAAGAGAACUUCUUACAAGGAGAUUUUGAAUGAUUCUAGUAAGGACCAGAUGCAUGACCAAGACCAUGUUCCUAUGAAUAAACUCUUGGAGGUUGUGAAGAAGUUAGAGACCAAUAUUGAGGUGAGAACUGGAAGCACUGCUAUUCAGGUUUAUCCACAGUCGUUUGAUGACAGCCGGGUCCUUUACAUUCAACUCGACAAGUCUACUGCAAGUUUCUUCCAGAACGAGUAUACCUUGGGUGUUUCCAAUGAGAUUGAGCUUAAGUUUAACAACUUGACAACCUCUCUUUCAACAGCAGCAGGUAUCACGAAGGAAAGUAUUGACGCUUUCUCGGUUCCCGAAUUUGCAGCAUAUGCCAGGAAAGCAAAGGGAGGAACGAUCUUCCUUUCGCCUAAGUUCAUGAUUUCCAUGCGUACCUUCCAAAGAUACAACAGCAAUAUCAUUGAAUACCUUUUCCAGUCGUCGUUUGGAGGUACAGUUGAUGUCAGAUGGAAUCUUGGAUCGGUCAACUGCGUUAGAGAAAUGUAUGCUGCCCACAGAAGAGCAUUUGCUUCUCGUACAGAAUACUCAACCAGUACAGUUGGUGCUUUGAGAGACAAGAAGGAUAUUGAAAAUGCGGUUCUCGGUGCUGACGUGCCUGACGAGGGUCCCGAAGAAGUGUUUGACUCGGAGAAUGCCCGCAAGGAUAUUGAUAGAGAUAUUAACGAGACGUUUGAAAAAGUCGCUAAGGAUUCCAAGUUUUCUUAUGUGCCUUUAGCGCCUCCUAUCAUCGAAGCUCCUCGACUCAAAGAGCUCGGAAACGCUACACCACCGCUCGAAUGGUUUGGUCUUCACCGAGAUAAGUUCCCUGAUGCCACACACCAGUUGGCGAUUGUCACUCUACAGAAGCUUAUUCACGAGAUCGAUGAUCACUACUCGAAAGCGCUCGGAACGUCCUAA
This is a messenger RNA of Candidozyma haemuli, 8937 nucleotides long. RefSeq lists its product as uncharacterized. The transcript has a single exon. Gene Ontology annotation, cellular component: membrane. The record is from RefSeq and is a predicted model, not a curated record. Bases 1 to 8937 code for a protein of 2978 amino acids. NCBI's taxonomy places the organism in Eukaryota, Fungi, Ascomycota, Pichiomycetes, Serinales, Metschnikowiaceae. Gene Ontology annotation, biological process: fermentation.